CUGCGGGCACCGAGUCGUCUGGCAAGACUGCGGGCCACCGAGUCAUCUGGCAAGACUGCGGGCACCGAGUCGACUGGCGGAACAGCGGCGCACCGAGUCGUACUGGCGGAAACAGCGGGCACCGAGUCGUAUUGCAAGACUGCGGGCACCGAGCCAACUGGGGAACAGCAGGCUUCGAGUCGUCUGGCCAAGACUGCGGGCACAGCGUGUUCGUCUGCGGAACAGCGGGCACCGAGUCGUUCUGGCAAGACAGUGGGCUCCGAGUCAACAGGCCACGACAGUGGGCACGAGGUCAUCAGGUAUGACAGCGGGCACUGGGUC
This is a messenger RNA of Staurois parvus, 321 nucleotides long. NCBI's taxonomy places the organism in Eukaryota, Metazoa, Chordata, Amphibia, Anura, Ranidae. The record is from the annotation of a GenBank genome assembly.